Messenger RNA from Venturia canescens, 9023 nucleotides. RefSeq names its product claret (gene ca). Bases 850 to 6591 code for a protein of 1913 amino acids. The record is from RefSeq and is a predicted model, not a curated record. Gene Ontology annotation, molecular function: protein binding. NCBI's taxonomy places the organism in Eukaryota, Metazoa, Arthropoda, Insecta, Hymenoptera, Ichneumonidae. The transcript is spliced from 21 exons.
CGGCCAAAAUCCAAACACGACCAAGCGUAAACGCGUGAAGCGAAGCGUGAAAACGUGUGAUGACGAGUGAAAACAAACCGAACGAAUUAUUAUGUAUAAUCCAUUGGAAAAUAUUGACCGAACGAUUGCCAUAAUUUUAUCAAUGCCCAAAAAUUAUUCAGUGAAGAAAAUUAAGAAAUCCCCAAAUCCGGAUGGCCAAGUUCACGGAGGUAACGACGAGUGGUCCAUACCCUGGAAUGAAACUGCUGUAGCCAAUAAACGAGCACAUCUUGAUUUGACGCCCCUCCCUCUCGCCCUGGCAGCAAUGACAGUCGUCCCUAACCUCCAAAAUUUUGACGUAUAGUGUUUUUCAUCGUAAUGACACUUAUAUAGUUUCUUUAAGUAGUUUCGUCGUGUUUUAAUAUGUAACAAAUUAUAAACAAAUUAUUCGUAUAUUUUCUCCUCUAGAUACGAUAAAACAAAAAAAACUGUCGGUCAAGCGUGCAAACAAUAGUUCGCAUUCAUUUCAAUUGAAAAACAUUGAGAAUAUCGUAUACACGAAGAAUUUCUCAUUGUGGCGGACGAAGUGCAGAUUCUAAAUAUAAAAUUAAACCUCACACUUUUUUUUUACUUAUAAAUAACGCUGUUUUGCAAUAUACUCCUUGUGUUUGAUAUCAUCGCGUGAUAAAUUUUGUGCAAUUCAACAAAGAAUCGAGAAAACCAAACAAAAGAUAAACAUCGACACUGUACGUGAUGACUUCGAAGUAAAUUAUAAAAGUCUUUUUUCGUUCUCUCUACUUCACUCCUUUAUUCUCCGCUUUCAUACGAUGCACAAAAUGUUGAUCUCUAAACGACACUGACAUCAGUGUAAUGGCUGAAGAAAAAAGUACAACAGACAAUGGCCCGUCAUUAAUUAAUCUCGUGGAUGAAAACCUCUUCGAGCUCAAAUGUCUCAUAAGAGCAAACUGUAUCGGACAAAGCGCAAGAUGUGAAAUUGGCAAGAAGCAACUACUUGCUUUUACAACUUCGCGCAAAGAUAUCGGUCUUUAUUACCAUGACAAUAUUCACCGGCCACCGGUAAUCAAAAGAAUACCAUGGUUCAAAGCGCCCCAGAGAGCAAUCUGUGCUCUCUGCUUUGACCCCACUGGAUCAUGGCUUUUAGUUGCCAGUAUUGAUGGAUCUCUCUAUAUCGUCCCUGCUUUGGCUAUCGUUGAUGCUACCAGUACCGUCGAUCACAGAUGGCUCAUCAAUGACUUGACUUCCUUCACUUCUUUGAAUUUGCAGUCUUCCUACUCGAGACCAACCUGUUUGACCUGGUGGCAAGGUGUAACGCAAUGUAGUCACAUAGGUGUGAUUGGGACAGACAGGGGGGAAGUAGUGUUUGUAAAUCUCGAGAAUGGUCAACAAGUUGGUUUGACUCGAGUGAACUGUGGUCUCAUUUCUAGUCUUCAUGUGUGUCAGGACAAUAGUCUCGAGAUUGUAUCGCUUUUAAUAACGAGUCAAUCGAGGCAACAAUGGCGUUUGAUAUUGGAGCAGCGCACAACAAAUUACGUUUAUCCACUCAACAACGUAAAGUCUCCCGUUUCACAAUCUUGUUCCGUAUUGAAAUCAUCUAACGAGUCGAUCAAUGACGAUGGAAGAAUAUUUCCGCCUACGAGGUCACGCCUGCAAGGACUCAAAUUACUUUCUGCUGAAAAACUUGCUGCGCUGAGACAAAAAUUGGCUGAAGCGAGGAAUCGCAAUCUUACGAAUAAUCUUAAGCGUCAAGACAGCGGAAGUAGCAGCGGAACGGAGGAAACAAAUACCCCGGAACAUACCAGUCGCAAUUUUGAUGAAAAACUCGACACUUUUACACCUGAAUUAUUAUCCAGUGAUAUGUUUCUUUUGCCACAGUAUACGAGACAGGGACAACAUUUGUAUACCGGUUACAGUGAAGCAACGCAUCACAUUACUAUCCACGGAACCGAUGUAUCCCUGGUUCCAUUUCACAUGUACAAAAUGCCGGGUCCUUGCCGAGACAUAUUACUAACUCAACGUUUAUUUUUCGUGGUCAGUCCAAAUCGACGAAGUCUCUCUAUAAUUUCAUGGCCAUUGUCCGAGACGAGAAUAGGAGAUGAUAGUGAUUUCAAGAAAGAAUCUCUCAUCGCCCGUUUCGAUUUUGAAGACAUUACCGAAGUGAUACGCAAUGUGUAUAGAUCGAGUGAUUAUAAGAAAUCAACGAACGACGAUUUAUCGAGGAACCUCGAAAACGUUUAUUCUUUACCUUCGAAAAUCGAGGAUCUUAGGGUCGAUGUGCCUAUCGUGGAUACUUGUAUAGUAGUUACUAAUAUUGCUGUUUACAAAGUCGUCCUCAGGAGAUCUUUGCUCCACGUUUUUAUGGAAUAUGUGCUGAAAAAAAACGACCUCGAGAGAGCUGGUCGACUUGGCAUUGUUUUCGGAAUGAAUGUUCAACAACUUUUGGAAUCAGCCGGUGAUAUUUUCUUAAUGAACAAUGAUUGUUCGAGGGCCAUGGUCUUGUACAAAUUGUCUAGGUGUCGUUUAUUGAAGAGAGUUUUAAAAAUUGCUGCUGCUGGUCGCACCGGAAAAUUAUUGGGCUGGCUCAUGCAUUGCCUCGCGCCUCCCACGGUCAGCGAAUUGACAACAGCAACGAGAAUUCAUCUUUCGAAUCUCGGUGUUCUCGCGUUUACGGAGCUUACACUCCGAGCAACCGCCCAGGAGCUCAACAACAUGCACAAAGCUUUUUUAUUGUUUUUAUCGACGAAUACGUUUUAUGACGAACUGUGGGCCGUUGACAUCGCAGGACAAACGUGCGUCUGGAAAGCGUUGCAUCAUUUGGCAACGCAGAGAGGCCUCUUCACACAAGUCCUCGAUAUUCUUAUCAAGACUGUACAGUCGUUCAACUCGAACAAUUCUUGUUUUAUGUCUUCGCAGAGUAAAUAUUGCUUGCUAAUAUGCAUCAGUGAACCGAGUCUCGUUCAAGCUAUUCUGGCUAAUCCGAAUGUUGCCAGAAGCCACAUGGCGUUCGUUCUUGCCAGCCUGUCGACUUUGCCGAUUUUCGUAUUACAGAGACUGGUGAACUUGUACGAUCCAACUAACCCAGCACUCAGGCCUUUGCUCGUGAGGUGGCGAGCUCGUCGUCGAACAAUGUCCCAGAGUUCUCAGUCCAGUCAAUGUGAUUCUCUGGAUUCGGCGGAUGUUUUGGAGGAAACCGGCUCUCUCGUGGAAGAAGUUGUUGAAACAUUUCUCCUUGUACUGUUGAGUCUCAUUCACAAAAAGACACCAGUUCUGCGACACAAUCCGAGUCUCAUGCAAUACAUACACGGACCAGGAAUCGAGAAACGUUUCAGUGGAACGACAACAAACGUAGAUUUCAAGCGAAGAUUAUUAAGUGCUGGGUACGCUCACGUGGCGCUGAUCCGGAACGGAAACGUUUACACAUGGGGCAAUGCGAUGUACGGUUGUUUGGGUAUCGGCCCAUCGAUAUCGAGGUACGGACCUCCACAAGCGAUUUGCCUAUUUCGUAACAUGGAAAUGGAAGUUUUGAGUGUUUCCUGCGGUCGUUCUCAUACUUUGGCAGUAACGAACAACGGUGUUUACGCCUGGGGAUCGAGUCAGUUUGGUCAAUUGGGUCUCGGCCGAGUACUGCAAUGUCCAAAUCCCGAACUCGUCACAUCCCUCGCCCAAGAAAUAAUCGUUGACGCGGUUGCUGGGCAAUAUCACUCGGUCGCGUUGACGAUCGACGGCAGGGUUUUCACCUGGGGCUGGGGAGUUCACGGUCAACUUGGUCACGGCGAUACCGAACCCAAAACUACACCGACCCUCGUCAGUUCUCUUCUUGGAAUUGUCAUCCGCCACAUUUCAGCUGGCCAUGCUCACACUAUCGCUCUCUCAGCCGAUGGUUACGUUUACGCUUUUGGCUGCAACAUUUUUGGACAACUCGGAACCGGCACCAAUGUCAAGUCGUCUUUGCCCUGCAAAGUCUCUUUACUUCCGGAAAAAAUCACUCACAUCGCUACAGCUUACUGUCACAGUCUCGCCGUCAGUCACACAAAUCAAUUGUACACAUGGGGCGCGAGUCCUCAGGUAUUGAGACUCCAAACACAAGCUCAGAAGAAGUCUAAGAUCCUUGAGUAUCAAGCGGCUGCGGAGAAAUUCGCCGAAGCUGAAUUUCAGUCACAGAACUCCCUCAACACCGAUGAAAACGUCUCCAAUGAUGAGAGCGGAACGACUUUGUCGGACGAGACUUUUUCUCAAAAUAAUGAAAAUGCACAAACUAAUCAUUUGGCCAUACCCAGCAAAAUACAGAAGAGAUUGGCUGGUAACAAACUUCUCAAGAGUGCCAGUAUGAAGGGUGUUAAUAUCGGAAGUCUCGAGGAAGCUCAGACUCACUUGAGGCCAACUUUGGUUUCCACCAGCUUGGUAAACGGUCGAAUUAUUCAGGUAUCGACGGGUUGUCACCAUUCGGCAUUGUUGACGAAAGACGGAACCGUUUACACUUGGGGCCGGAACUUCGACGGUCAAAUAGGAAACGGUACGCGUCGGGAAGUCCUUGUACCAACGCCCCUCGAUUACAAUCCCGCUUCAGUACUCGCUCAAAUUCCGCCGAGAAGUCACAAUUUCAAGAACGAAGAUUCACAGUUUCAUGAUAAUUUUGAAAAUACUGAAGAAAACGGCGAUCGAAAGGCGGCUGAGACGGAGCUUCCAAAUGUUCGGAGGGGAAUCAACAGGAUGAUUAAAACUGUGAGAGUCUGUUGUGGCUGCGAUUUCACCGUGGCUAUUCAACCAGGUGGGACAGUUUUAGCAUGGGGAAGGAAUAGUAUGUCACAACUGGGACGCCCGCCAACGAAAGAUUCCGGGACUGAUGAGAAGCUCGUGUUACUGAAAUCGAGCAGGAGAGUCGUUCGUCUUCCACACGGUGCUCAUGUCGCUCAUGACACACCCAGCCAAGUUCCCAGUAUUCCUACACCAAUUAUUUCUUACCAGAGUUACGACGUUACCCCGUUGGCUGGACGAGUCAGACCUUUGAGCGUCGUCGAAAAAACCUUUGGAGAAUCGACCUUGCAUUACGUUCUUGAACAGUUCCAUGGAUUGUAUGACAGUACUAAGAUAAUGGACAAGUUUUUAGAGAACGGUGACUACCACGCUUGUUCAAAGCUCGCUCUCUUGGAGCACAAUCACGCGAAGAGUUUCGCCUACCAGUUGAAAACCUUGAAUCCAUCGAGCUACAAAGAAAUUCACAAAGCUUCGAUGGCCAACGAGAAUUUAAGCAAGAUCGAAGUGGCGCACGUUAAAAAUGACAACUCGAACGAUCCGGAAGCGAUCGACGAAGCAACGCUCGAAGCGAGAAUCGAACAGCUGAAAAACAACACAGAACUAUUCGACAAGCAAGUAGUAAAGAACCUCGUUGAUUCGUUGGAAGAAUGCGUGUCGAAGAAGAAAAUAAAAAUGCCGGCGAGUCGUUCGUUGGAUAGUUUUCAAGUGCUCGAGCAAGAAUUACACACUUUCGAUUGCCAAGGCGGCUCGGAGGAACUGUGCGAGGACACCAAGAGCGAGGACAUUUCCCUCGAUUUGACGGAAGACGCUCUAGACAACGACGAAGACAACAAUAUUACGGAAUACAACAAAAAUCUCGAUCGAAUGCGCGACAUUUUGGUCAGGCAAAAUAGCAAUCAACUGAAUCUUUCCUUCUGCAACAAUCACGACGAUCAUAUUUCCAAUCAUGCGGGAAUUUUAACCAAACAAAGCUCCGCUAGAACUUAUGAAAAAAGCUCUCGACAGUACAGUGAUAUAAUGCACGUUAAUGGCGAUUCUCUCACGGAAAAUGAAGUCAAUCAUUUGCUCUCAGACGCAACCAGAAUUAUCAAAUUUUACAUGAACGUAAUUGACGACACUGCUCACACCACAAUGCGCGAAGUUCUCCAUACGACUCUCGAGUUCUGGAUUGAACACAAUUUACCAAUUCACGUACUCGAGAAAGUUUUACUCGAACAUAUUAACAAACUCUUCUACCCCCUUGGAUUGUUACUCUUCUGCCAAAAUUCGGAAGGCACUAAAGUGGACGCGAAUAAAAACAGUGCCGAAAUCAAGAGCUUGCGAAUGAUGAAUUCACUGUCAACGAAAUUCUGCUUGCAAGUUUGUUCCAUGCUGUUACGACACGUGGAUCAAGGUAAACCGACUAUGGAAUACAUCGAACUGUUUUCUCUGCUGACUGCAAAAAAUUAUGGGCCACCAUUGACGGGGUAUCCGGGAUCGAGUGAAAAUAAAACCGCCGAGCAAAUGAUGGAAGGAAUCAUAAGUACGCUUUCAUCAAAAGCCUGUGACCCUCGACCUUUUAUUCAUAUGAAGGAUGCGGAGCAUGUGUCAAGUUUUCUCGAAUCCGACGAGGACACCGUUGUUUUUACUUGUGGACAUCAAUUUCCACUGUCAACAUACAAAAGCGAAGUGAUACCAAACAUGGAAGCGGAGUUGUUGAUGUCUCAGCCUUUGCCGCUUCCUUGUACAGCCCAAUUAUUGGGGAAUAUGCUGAGCCGAGCUUCCAAAGUCGAAACCGUUUGCCCCAUGUGUAUUCCACGAGCUUUGCAAACGUCGCUCAAUAAUCUCAUGGAUAGAUGAGCUGUUUUAAAGAAUUUCCAAUUCCAUAGGUGUCAGAAUGGUAUGAGUUGGAACGUUCUGAAUCAUCAGUCGAUUCGUCAACAUCCAUGACGAAUUAGAUAAUUGUACAUUAACGUAAAGAAAGAAAAAACAAAUUUUAUCGAGCCCCGACGUACGAGCUCAAAUAGUUUUUUCUCCAUUGUAAGAGGUGUUUUAUCAAUUUCUCUAAAGUAGAAUUUUAUUCAAAAUUGACUGGAAUUUAAUCCACGCACAUCUUUACUUAUGCACAUGAUUUGAUCGUUUUUUUCUUUUCCCAAUGCUGCGUUGAGAUUUCGGUAGAGAAUAUUGUCUCGAGCCCCUUGAACUAUUGAUAAAUUGUAAAUGAAUAUUUUUUUAACAUUUUGUCGCUGAGAAACGUGAGAAACAGUAAUUCACCACUUUCGACAUAAUAUUUCUGUCUCUUUUCGUCAUAUAAAAAGCAGUCACUUCAGUUUGUAAGAUUGAGUGACAAAUAAUUGAGAAUCGAGACAAAAACCCCCUAUAAAUCGUUUUAAAUUGUUAUUACGCUGAACAAAAGAAAAAAUUAUUGCGAAUUUGUUGAUUUAGUGAUGUUUUGGUAAAAAUUUUAUGGAGGCUUUGCGUUUAUUUAGUGAGCUUCGAAAUGUCACGGCCACUCGGUUGCACCGAAAUUGCUCAACAUCCAGACAAAUCCGUUGGCCUCUAGUCUAGACUUAAAAAAAACAACGGAAUAUAAGCGUGGUAGAAUGUGAGAAAUCACUCAUUCGAACGAACUUAGCUAUCUUUAAGGAGAGAUCCCGAAUUAAAAUACUGAAAAAAGUGUAAUUUUUGCAAUUUCUUUUCUCGACUCCUAUAUCAAAAGUAUCUUUUAGGAAGUUUGGUGUUUUUUUUUUCUACACUUCGUCACUACAGAACAAAUCUUUUCAGACAAAACGUUGGUACAAAAUAUUUUGAGACGUUGGUACUUUCCUGUUCGAAGAAUAAUUUCGUGGUCCGGAAAUGUAUUUCGAGGCCACGGAAACUUUGAAAGGGCAUCGAUUCACUGGAGGUGAGAAGAAAAUUGCAAAAAGAUCUUUUUUCAAAAUUGUCAUUCAAUAUUCGCCCAUAUCCGAAUUGAAAAAUAUUUAAAUUUUGAAAUUCUACAAUAUUAUAAAUUGAACAAGGGAAACCGAUCGAUUUUGUUUGAUUCGGCGAUCGUUCGUCCCACACGACAAAAAGUUACUAUGAAAUUAGAGGAAAAGAAGAACAAACGAAUUUAUGAAAUUGUUAUGGACUUUUAGCGAUCGAAUUUAGUUAUCCAACCUUCGAAAAACACACAACACAGAAACGUAUACAUGUACAAAUAUUAUAGAUACACAGAUUACAUUAAGGACGUACUUUGAAGGCUGACAAUGUUUUUGUCGUUCGAUUAUCCUCGGCACUAAAAUCUUCACGUCGAAUCUGCGAAUCUUGACACGAAAGUAGAAACGUAUUUUUAUCUUUUGUAGGAAUAUCCUUGCGAGGAUGUACGGCAUUGAUAGCAGCGAAUUAUUUCGGAAAGUACUUAUCGAAUACCCUUGAAAUAGCCAUUAGACUGAAAAAAUUGCGGCGAUUCGAAUGAAAAACAUUUCAAAGAGCCUCGCAGUUAACAAGUUGGCGAUUUUUUCGUUCGCAAUCUUUCCAUUGACUGAUGUUACAAAUUUUCUUUUAAAAAUCCUCUGAACAAAAUUCAACCAGUAGGUUCUUAAGCCCACAGUUGAUUUUUCGUCUUCUAUAUGAAACCGAAAACUUCACGAAAUACGUAAAAGUAAAAACAAAAACGUAACUUUCGUCGCAUCACUGAAAAUAAGGAACAACAAAAAAAGCAACAUUCUAGUCAACGGCGUACAAACGCAAAUUCGAAAUAUUGAGUAACUUCGUUUCUACCGAGACGAGUUUCUGUGGUACGAAAAAAAGUGAUGAAAAAGUAAUGAAAAUCAGAAAUGCAGAGUGACGUCAAUCGAAGGAAUUUUAUCAAUCGACUGUGGAAAACACUUUUUUCGUUUCAUCUCCACGAAAAUUUAUCCUCGACGAAUCAAAUAGCCUUCUCGUUUCUUUCUCGAUUCGCUUUUUAUUCACAAACAAUAUACUACGAUAAUCAGCCAAAUCUGACCAAAUGUAAUCUGUAAGAUAUUUUCUCGUGAUCAUCCACAAAUCAAGUGAUUCAACGAAAUCUCUCGAUCAUUAUUAUUCUACAUAUAAAAGAAUAAUAUACUUACUCUCCAACUUCAAAGUUGCACAUGUAGAAAAUUGCCGAAGUACGAUUGUCUUGUACAUACAUAAAGUACUGAAUACCGAAUAGGUACCUGAUUUACUUGAAGGUUUAUAAAUAUACAUACAUUAAAAUACCCCAAAUCUGUAUUACCCUCGACUCAGUAGACGAAUGUUAUGAUCAUUAAAAAGCAGUGACAAACUAA